Messenger RNA from Argiope bruennichi, 1302 nucleotides. RefSeq lists its product as uncharacterized. Lineage: Eukaryota; Metazoa; Arthropoda; Arachnida; Araneae; Araneidae. The transcript has a single exon. The record is from RefSeq and is a predicted model, not a curated record. Bases 1 to 1302 code for a protein of 433 amino acids.
AUGUUUAAAACAGCUAAGGGCUUCUUGAAAGAGGACUUGUUGUUUGCAGCAGAAGAAAUAGGAGAGACACUGUCUGAUAAGGUAAAAAUUUCUGAACUGAAAGAUAUUAUUUUGAAUAGCAAAGAGUAUUUGGAUGAUCCAGACUUUGUGACAAAUAUUUUAGUAACGGCCGUGAGCCAGCGAAAACUAAAAGAAGAACAAAAACAAAAGCAAACAGAAUUUGAAAAAGCGGAAAGAUUAAAACAGCUAGAAUACGAAGAAAGUGGAAAAAUAAGAGAACACGAACUGGAAUUGGCGAGAAUCAGAGCAACGUUGCCAAUUACAGGUGAGUCUCAAAAUACUGUUAUAUCUGGUGCUAAAAAGAAAUUUAAUCUGCCAAAAUUAGAAUUUAGACAGUUUAAUGGCGAUAUUAAAGAUUGGCUACAAUUCUGGAGCCAGUUUCAACACAUUCAUAACGAUGAUGAAAUCGCGCCUGAGAACAAAUUUCAAUAUCUUGUGCAAGCUACUGUAAAUGGAUCACGAGCCCGAGAAGUAGUAGAAAGCUUCCCGGCAACAGCAGCCAAUUAUGCCAAAGCAGUUGAAAGUUUAAAAGCACGAUUUGGGAGAGAUGAACUAUUAGUAGAAGUUUAUGUUCGGGAAUUAUUAAAGCUGAUAAUCUCAGUUCAGAAACAUGAGAAAAUAUCGAUGACAUCUCUCUAUGAUAAACUCGAAUCUUAUCUGAGAGCCUUAGAGACUUUAGGAGUGACUACUGAUAAAUGUGCUUCAAUUCUUUAUCCCAUGGUGGAGUCUUGUUUUCAAGAGGACUUUUUGAAAGCAUGGAAUAGAAGUGCUUCUUCAGCAGUCUCAACUGAUGCUAAAGACCGUUUAACCAACUUGAUGACUUUUCUUAAAGCAGAAACGGAGGGCGAAGAAAGAAUUAAUUUGGCUAUGGCUGGUUUUGGCUUGGGUGCAGAUGAAAAUCGCCAAUCAUUUAAGAAAAAAGUAAGAGAUUUUCCAAUGAAAAAAGUACCUACAGCUGCCAAUUUAUUUACUACAGCUUCAAAAGAAGUGAAGAAAGAAUGUGUUUUCUGUACUGGGAAACACUCGAGCCCAGACUGUUUUCAAGCUCAGAAGAUGAGUUUGGCUGAAAGGUAUAAUAUUUUAAGAGAGAAGCAAUGUUGUUUUGCUUGCUUAACACCAAAGCAUACAUCUCGUUCCUGUAAGACAUUUUUAAGAUGUGUAAUAUGUGGGAAAAAGCAUGUCCCACUUAUGUGUGAGUCUCUAGAGGCUAAGAAUCAAGAUUCAUUCAAGAGUGAGAAUUAG